ACUGAGAAGACUUCGACUUGAUGAGAAGAAGUUAGACGAUACUCAUUUGAACCGACUUAGACUGAGAAGAAUUCGACUUGAUGAGAAGAAGUUAGACGAUUCUCAUUUGAACCGACUUAGACUGAGAAGACUUCGACUUGAUGAGAAGAAGUUAGACGAUACUCAUUUGAACCGACUUAGACUGAGAAGAAUUCGACUUGAUGAGAAGAAGUUAGACGAUACUCAUUUGAACCGACUUAGACUGAGAAGACUUCGACUUGAUGAGAAGAAGUUAGACGAUCCUCAUUUGAACCGACUUAGACUGAGAAGACUUCGACUUGAUGAGAAGAAGUUAGACGAUACUCAUUUGAACCGACUUAGACUGAGAAGAAUUCUACUUGUUGAGAAGAAUUUAGACAAAACUCAUUUGAACCGACUUAAACUGAGAAGACUUCGACUUGAUGUGAAGAAGUUAGACGAUACUCAUUUGAACCGACUUAGACUGAGAAGACUUCGACUUGAUGAGAAGAAGUUAGACGAUACUCAUUUGAACCGACUUAGACUGAGAAGACUUCGACUUGAUGAGAAGAAGUUAGACGAUACUCAUUUGAACCGACUUAGACUGAGAAGACUUCGACUUGAUGAGAAGAAGUUAGACGAUACUCAUUUGAACCGACUUAGACUGAGAAGACUUCGACUUGAUGAGAAGAAGUUAGACGAUACUCAUUUGAACCGACUUAGACUGAGAAGACUUCGACUUGAUGAGAAGAAGUUAGACGAUACUCAUUUGAACCGACUUAGACUGAGAAGACUUCGACUUGAUGAGAAGAAGUUAGACGAUACUCAUUUGAACCGACUU
This is a messenger RNA of Rodentolepis nana, 838 nucleotides long. The record is from the annotation of a GenBank genome assembly. Lineage: Eukaryota; Metazoa; Platyhelminthes; Cestoda; Cyclophyllidea; Hymenolepididae.